This is a messenger RNA of Prorocentrum cordatum, 554 nucleotides long. NCBI's taxonomy places the organism in Eukaryota, Dinophyceae, Prorocentrales, Prorocentraceae. The record is from the annotation of a GenBank genome assembly.
AUGCAGGACAACAUUUACGAGAUUGAGGGCUCUGGGAUCAUCUGCUGUAUCCUGGGCGUCUUGCACCCGGCCCUCGCGAUGUUCGACAUCAAGGGCUGCCCCGCGUCUGGUUCACUACUUGCCAUCGUCUUCGACCCGUUUGUCCGCCUCUACCACCACCUCCUUGACCCGCAUCUUUGCCUGAUUAUAUCUUACGCCGACGAUCUUGCAAUGGGGCUUCGCGAUCUCUUCUCCCAUCUCGCGCUGCUGGUUCCUGCUCUGCAGCUGAUGGGAGCUGCUGCCAGUCUGUGGAUCCACCCCGGCAAGGCUGUAAUCGUUUGGUUGGGCAGUCUCAGCCUGGAUGCAGUGCGGCCCCGCAUCGCCGCUGAAGUGGGAUAUUUUGCCUCAGCCAAGGUUUCGCUCUCUGGAGCGCUGCUCGGCGUCACGCUGGGGGGCAACGGCCGCGCGCUGAGCUGGUUGAAGCCUGCGGCCAAGUUCUGGGAGACGAUCGCCCCGCUCAAGCAAGUGAGGGGCGGCUUUUGCAAGGCCAUGCGAAAUUUGAAUUGCUACGGAAC